AUGAGAAACGAAAUGAGUGUGGGACCACCAUCAGAUAUCAGAAAAGUAUCGAUACGUUGUCGCGAUGUCUAUCGGAAAUGUCGAGAGGCGGGUGCGGAAUAUGAGGAGAUCAGACGGGAAGUGAAGGGUUUGUAUGGGGUUGUGAGGGAGUUGAAGGAAGAGGAGGAAGAGAGGAAUGGGGAGUGGGAUGAGGGGAAUUGGGGAAGGGUGGAGGGCAUUAUUGGGGAUUGUGAGAGGACCCUUGGACAACUUGAUGGAUUGUUGGGGAGGUAUGGGAGGAAUGGAGGGGGAAGGUUGGGGAGUAGUGAGAUGGAUCAAUUGGGUGGGAUUCGAGUGAGGUUGAUUUCGCAUAAGAAGAAUAUAUCACAGUUUCUCGAUUCGCUACUACACGAUGAUGAAGAUGGAGAUGCAAAGGAAGAAGAAGGGUUAGACGGUAAGGGAGAAUUGGAUAUGUUGUUGGAUAAGGUGGAUGAUAUUGCAGCGGAUAGGAGUCGGAGGGUUGGGACUUUACAACUGAUGGGUUCUGAGGAUGAGGAGGACAAUAUGCGGAUUUGGAAAUGGUUCAGGAGGAUUCUAAUUGAAGAUGGGGUCAACAAAGUAGUUUUGGAACGGCAUAAGGAUGUUCUAAUUGCGUAUAUACGACAAAUGGAACAAGAUGGGCUAUUAAUCGAAAACCCAUCUGCAUCUACACCUCAAACCGGCCCAAGAACUCCUCAUAAAAACCGAUGGGAUUCUGCAUCUUCCAAAUCAUCUCAUACACAAGCAGCACCAGGUUCAUUCGAUAAUACCAAUAUCAAUUUACGGCGCAAUGACCCCGGAGCAAAAGAAUUGAUCCAACGAGAAGACAAUAUAAAAUUCCCUCCAGCGAUGAAAUUCCAAAGACCCAAACCCGAAUUUCUCGUCGACUCCUAUUCAUAUGCCGGACGAGAUAUAUCUUCGACAGCUCAUCGACAAUUAUCACCCCCUUUAACUCCCAAAAUCUCAACCACAGACCUCGAUGUAUCAGAGACCCAAUCCCGAAAGGAUAUUAACGGCUCAAAAUUAAACUCUGAUGAUAAUACGUCAUCGAUGCAUCAGACGAUAUCACGAUAUCCAGUUAAUUCGAACCAUAAUAAUACUUCAAUAAUUCAAACCUCGGAUCUUCUUUUGCUUCCUUGCUUUACAACAAGUAAUCCUCAACUUCUUCCACCUUCAUCUCCGGGAAGUUGGAAUUCGAAUUCAAACUCAUACUCAUAUCUCAAUGAACCUCCCAACGAACACAUACAAUCACCUCAAUUGAAAAAAAUGACACUACGACCAAAACAUAGCUUGGACCCUGUCCAGAAAUCAUCACCUCGUACCAGUGGUGUUCGAUUCGAUCUUCCUGAUGAAUCAUCAAAAAAUCACAAAUCUACACCUAGUACUGGAAAUAAUCCUCACGAUUCUACCAUUCCAAUUCCCAUUCCUACUUCUAUUCUAAAGUCGAAAAUUGCACCAGAUUCAUCUGGUCACGAAAUUCCUCAAGACGCAAAAUGGACAAAGGUCAAACGAUCUUUGAUAUCACCAGAAGUAUUGAUGAAAGAUGGGAGGAGAUUCGAAGCCCGACCCGAAUUCGUAGCUAUCUUAGGAAUUCUAACAAAAGAGGAAAUUCAACAAUAUGCUGAGCGUUCACAUAUUUUGAGAGAAGAACGCUGGUGGAGAAAUCAUCCUGAGCAGAGAGAAAGAAGAGAGAGGAGUAGAAGGAGUGAAAGAGGUCGGAGGAGUAGAAACUCAAAGGAAGAGGAGAGUCCUUCUUGCAGUUCCACUUCUAGUUCAGAGAUGAGCUCGGAUUCAGAUUCAGAUUCAGAUACAAAUGAUCACAAAAGACGUGGUGAUAAAAGAAAUGGGGACGCAAGAGGAAAAGAUAGAAGAGGUGAUGAAUGGGAAGAGAGGAGAGAAAGAGGAGAAAGUAAAGGAAGAUCGGAAAGAUAUAAUCGCAGAGAAAGAGAUCGUGAAGCAAAUUAUACUUUUGCUCCUCAAUCACAAUCACAACCUCAACCUCAAAAUUUCUCUCCCUCGCCAUAUCCUGCAUUGAAUAACUCACUUCCAGCAAGAGGUAUGGAUAUACCCGGAACAAAUCAAACACCAAAUGGAUACGCACCUCCUCCAGGUUCUUUUCCCGGACAACAAAAUUAUCCACAACAAGGAUAUCCACCACCUCCACAACAACAACCUCCUUACCCAACACAAAAUCAAUUUCCUCAACCUCCAUACCCUCAAGGACAAGCACCUUCCCCACAAGUAAAUCAAAAUCCAUAUCUCUCACCAAAUCCCUACGCUCCUUACUCUACUUCUCCGCCUGGCUCCUCACCUACCUAUCCACCCCACAACUCUCGACAUCAUCAUCAUUCCCAUUCGCAUUCUCAUUCUCAUUCUCAAUCUCGCUCUCCGCAUUCUCAUUCGCAUUCUCAUCACUCUCGCUCCCGUCGUUCUCGUGAUUUAGAUCCUAGAUCUUCAGAUCCGAGAAGACAAAAUUCGGGAACGGCUAGUACGAGUAAAUGGCGGGAUCAUCUUGCGGCGGCGGGAAUAGGUGGAGGGUUGGGGGGUGCGGCGGCGGGGCUGUGGGAGGUGUUGAGUGAAGCUGCGGAGGGGUUUUAGGGUUA
Molecule: messenger RNA, 2621 nt
Organism: Botrytis porri
Lineage: Eukaryota; Fungi; Ascomycota; Leotiomycetes; Helotiales; Sclerotiniaceae
Exons: 3
Coding region: 1-2616 (871 amino acids)
Source: RefSeq, a predicted model, not a curated record